This is a messenger RNA of Pyrus x bretschneideri (Chinese white pear), 504 nucleotides long. Its product is annotated as brain acid soluble protein 1 homolog. The record is from RefSeq and is a predicted model, not a curated record. Lineage: Eukaryota; Viridiplantae; Streptophyta; Magnoliopsida; Rosales; Rosaceae. Bases 1 to 504 code for a protein of 167 amino acids. The transcript has a single exon.
AUGGGAGGCUGUGCGAGCAAGCCAAAGGAGUUCGACACCCCUCGCCCAGAGGCCCUCCCCAGUGAGACCACCAACCCCAAGAAGGCUGAUGGUCCUCAGGAGGGCGAGGCCACUACUACUAGCACCAUUGCCACUACCACCGAGGCUGCAAAACAAGAGGAGACCACCAAUGAAGCACCAUUGAUAGACCCCUCAAAGCCAAAGGAAGAGGAGGCUGAGGCUGCGGCCGCACCUGCUGUUGCGGUAGAGGCUGAGGUGGUAGCAACCAAGAAGCCAAAAGAGGAAGCGGAAGUUGCUGUCAAGCAACUAGCGGAGAUCAAUCUCGUUGAGGCUGUGAAGGAGACCAAGGAGAAAGAGCUGGUGGAGGAGCCUGCACCGAAGGUGAAAGAAGAGAAGCCAGUGGCGGAUAUCAAACCAAAGGCCACAGAGGAGGAUGUAGCAAAGGUAGCAACUCCUGUUGCCUCAGAGGACAAGGCUAAAGAUACACCUCUUGUCACUGUUUAA